Capsella rubella is the source of this 1021-nucleotide messenger RNA. Its product is annotated as F-box protein VBF. Gene Ontology annotation, molecular function: protein binding. Bases 1 to 852 code for a protein of 283 amino acids. Lineage: Eukaryota; Viridiplantae; Streptophyta; Magnoliopsida; Brassicales; Brassicaceae. The record is from RefSeq and is a predicted model, not a curated record. The transcript has 3 exons.
AUGAUGUUACCAGAAGCAUGUGUAGCUAAUAUCCUUGCCUUCACAUCUCCGGCAGAUGCAUUCUCGUCGUCGGAAGUCUCUCCGGUCUUCCGGUUAGCCGGAGACUCGGAUUUCGUAUGGGAAAAGUUUCUACCUACUGAUUACAAAAGCCUCAUCUCUCAAUCUAGUGAUGGUCAUCGAAGUUUUUCGUCGAAAAAGGAGAUUUAUCGAUGUUUUUGUGACUCUCUUCUCAUAGAUAAUGCUAGAAAGCUGUUCAAGAUCAAUAAAUUUUCCGGGAAAAUUUCAUACAUUUUAUCAGCAAGAGAUAUUUCCAUCACUCAUAGUGACCAUGCAGCUUACUGGAUUUGGAGCAAUGUCUCAGAUUCUAGAUUUCCGGAAUCAGCUGAACUUAAAACAACUGAUCGAUUAGAAAUCAAGGGUACGAUCGAAACCAUAUUUUUAUCACCAAACACAAGAUAUGGAGCUUAUCUGAUAAUGAAAGUAACCAAAGGUGCUUACGGACUAGACUUAUUACCGGCGGAGACUUUGGUUACAUCUAAGAAUGGUCAAGUUAGUAAGAGUGCAACUUAUCUAAGUUGCUUGGAUGAGAAAAAACAACAAAUGAAGCGGCUGUUUUACGGAAAUCGAGAAGAGCGAAUGGCGACAACCGUGGAGGCAGUCGGCCUGGACGGGAAAAGAAAGGAGCCGAAAGGUCGAAACGACGGGUGGAUGGAGAUUGAGUUAGGAGAGUUUGAGACAAGAGAAGGAGAAGAUGAUGAGAUUAUUAUGAGUCUCACUGAGAUUAAAGGAUAUCAACUAAAAAGUGGCAUUGUGAUUGAUGGUAUUGAAGUGAGGCCUAAAUCCAUGGAUUAGGAUCAAGAUUAUUAUGGAAGCCGGGGUCUAAUUUGUUAAUUUUUUAAAGUAUGGUAUAGAAAUGGAAGAUGAGAGUUCCAAGGGGGUUUGUGUGUAACCUGAAUUCAUUUAUUUAUUUAUGGCUGCGACCAUUAGUCUUUUAUUUAUCCAUUGUUAUUGUACACGUUCG